GGACUGGCUAAUGGUUAACAGGGGAAUGUCCCCGCAGCUAGGGGCGCUGGCACCAUUCUGCACCUCCAGGUUUAUAGCUUGGGCCACUGACAGGACAGGGCCACUUGGCGAGAAACUUCCUGUUGCCGGCCGGGGAGUGUCCAGUCAGAAGUGUUCCUGCGUUUGCCAGGAGUGCAGACAGCAACCAGGAAGGCCUGGGUGAAUGGAAUACAGAGGUUGACCUGCCUGAGGUAAGGAAGAUCAUGCUGAGAUGGAGGGCAGUAGGAGAGGUGUCCUGGCUCUGCUGGUCAUCCUGGCUGGGCUGACAGCUCCUGGAUCCAGUUAUGAGAUCACAGAAGGUCCUCAGAAUGUGACAGUCCUGCAGGGCUCGGAGGCUCGCUUCAACUGCACCGUGACCCAUGGCUGGAAGCUUAUCAUGUGGUCCCUCAACGGUGUUGUGGAGCUGAGUAUCACUUCCCAGGAAACCAUCAUCACCAACGAGCGCUUCACCUCCGUCAAUUACAACGGGAGCGACAGCUUCAUUUCCGAGAUGAUCAUCCACGAUGUGCAGCCCAGCGACUCGGGGCUUGUGCAGUGUAGCCUGCAGAACAGCAACGUGGUUCGAUCUGCCUUCCUCUCAGUGCAAGUUAUGGGGACCCUGGACAUUCCUAGCAACAGCCUUCUGGUCACAAAGGGUGAACCCUGUAAUGUGACUUGCUAUGCCCUGGGCUGGACCCCACUCCCAGUUAUUUCCUGGGAGCUUGAGGUCCCGGUAAUCAAUUCCAGCUACUAUUCUGUUCUGGAACCGGGCAACUUUACGAGUGCCUUGAGUAUCCUGGCUCUCACACCGCUGGGCAAUGGGACCUUGACUUGUGUGGCAGAGCUGAAGAACCUGCAGGCCAGCAAGUCCUUAACUGUCAACCUGACUGUGGGUCGGCCACCACCUGUCGUAGAGAGUACUGGUUCAUCGCUGCCAACCUGGGCCAUCGUCCUGCUGGCAGUGGCCUUUUCCUUGCUCUUGAUCCUGGUCAUCGCCCUGGUUGUAGUAUUCUGCUGCUGCGGUGUCUGCAGGAGAGAAAAAGAAGAAUCUAGUUAUCAAAGUGAGAUAAGAAAGACUGCAAGCAUGAAGACAAACAAAACAGAUCCUGAGACCAGGUUAAAAAGUGGAAAGGAAAACUAUGGGUACAGUUCAGAUGAAGCAAGGGCCGCACAGAUUGCUUCUCUGCCUCCUAAAUCUGGUGAAGUCAGCCUUCCGGGACAACGCAGUCAUCUCUCUCCUUAUCAGGAACAGAAAACACGGCAGCCCAGGGCAGCAAGUCAUCCGAGGGUUUCCUUCGACACCGCCAGUCCUCAGAAGGUCAGAAAUGCAACGUUAGUAUAGCAGAGACUUCUCACGCCUGCGCUUUGCACAUCUUCCCUCCAUCCUGAGACUGGGCCCCGGCUUUGCCCACGAGGCCGCCUCGGAAGUCACCGAGCUGAUGUUUCACAGUGACGGGAUGAAUCGGUUUUCCUCUACCCCAAGAAAGAAUUUGGUUUUGAAAUGCCUCACGGUUUCAGAGAAUUCCUUAAAGCUACCGAGUAAAACCUGAGGGUCUGUCAUGGAGAUAACCCCCAUGGAUUGACACUCCUGCUUGCUAAUCCCACACAGGGCAGAGAGGACUGGAUUCUGCCAUGACCUUCAAAAUGUUGUUGUCCUAGAUCAUGGUAAUAUGCUAUUUAUGUGUGUUUUAUAGAUGGGACACCGAAUCAAGAGCUUAAACAAUUAGCAUCAACUGGAUCUCUUUAAGUGGACUGGCCAUUCGGAGCCCAGCCAGUUAAAUAGAAGGAAAGGCAAUGCCAAGGUGCAUGUUUAGAUGACAGUUACUGGUUGUUCCCUUAUCCUUUUCUCCAUGGUUUUGGGUGAAUGAGGUGUGGCUUCUGCCUGAUAAGGGAACAAAGCUCAUGUUCUGCCAGUAGCAUGAAAGAACUGGAAGGAUAUAUAUAUUAUAUAUAAAUAAAAGUGUAUGUAUAUAUGUAUGUAUAUACAUCCUUUAAUAAACAAAGAGAAAACAAAA
This is a messenger RNA of Mesocricetus auratus (golden hamster), 2033 nucleotides long. RefSeq names its product immunoglobulin superfamily member 5 (gene Igsf5). Gene Ontology annotation, biological process: cell-cell adhesion. The coding region runs from base 251 to 1360 and encodes 369 amino acids. NCBI's taxonomy places the organism in Eukaryota, Metazoa, Chordata, Mammalia, Rodentia, Cricetidae. The record is from RefSeq and is a predicted model, not a curated record. The transcript is spliced from 9 exons.